AUGCAAUUCACCAUUUUCCUCCCGAUAUUCCUACUCGCCACUAUCACCUUCGCUAACCCUCUCGUCCCGCGCGACGACUUCUAUCAGGAGGCCUACGCCAGCACCGACUGCUCUGGUCCCGUAGUUGCGCGCACCGACGACGGAAAUGCCAGCUGCAACAGCUUUCCCGAGACCGUCUACUCCCUAAAGUCGUUCGGUCCGGGUUGCUGUGGCGCCUACCUUUAUGCAGAGGCAAACUCCUGCACGGGCAGGGGCGAGUGGAUCUCUGCGGGCGCGAACAAUGGGGAGUGCGUCUCGUAUCCGGAUGGGAUAAAGCAGUGGAAGGGGGCGUGCUGCUGA
Schizophyllum commune H4-8 is the source of this 339-nucleotide messenger RNA. RefSeq lists its product as uncharacterized. The record is from RefSeq and is a predicted model, not a curated record. The coding region runs from base 1 to 339 and encodes 112 amino acids. Lineage: Eukaryota; Fungi; Basidiomycota; Agaricomycetes; Agaricales; Schizophyllaceae. The transcript has a single exon.